Rotaria socialis is the source of this 585-nucleotide messenger RNA. The record is from the annotation of a GenBank genome assembly. Lineage: Eukaryota; Metazoa; Rotifera; Eurotatoria; Philodinida; Philodinidae.
AUGCAUUUUUUCUGUUUGCUAAGCAUAACUCUCGUUGGACUUGCUUAUUCAUGGCCAGAUCCAGAAUGUAGACUACCUCGAUUAGCUACUAAUUAUACUAUUGAACAGUACGCAGGUCGAUGGUUUGAAGUUGGCAAAAUACAAACGCCCGGUGGAGCCUAUUUUGAAAAAGGUUGUGUCUGCACUCAUAUUGAUGUUAGUCCUACAGUUCAAGAUCCUACGAUAGUCAAUGUAUCGAAUAUUUGUAAUAAAAAUGCACCCGAUGGACCAUUAGUUGUCUCCAAUCAAACAUUGACAAGUUCAAUAAAACCUGCAAAUGGUCGAUAUAAUGCAUCGUUUCUACCGGGUCUACCUAGUGCAGCCUAUAAUGUCAUUGUUUUACAACGAGAUGAUUAUAGCGUGGAAUAUGAUUGUCUUCGUGAAUUUGGCAUCACAAAUUAUUGUGUUCAUAUUCUAUCACGUAAGCAGACAUUGAAUGCGACAAUUGUUAACAAUAUUUUGAAGCUUGUACAAGAACUUGAUUUGAAUACAGCGAAACUUGAAUAUGUUCAAACAAAACAACAAAAUUGUCAAUACGCGAGCUGA